UUAAACAAUAUGGCGGAUAUCUGUUCGUCUGAGAAAGAAUUUUUUCCCGAAAACCCGUUUCAAAACAGACACAUAUAGAUUUAAAAACUAACUUAAAAAUAUUGGAAUAGUUGAUGGAACAGACAGACAUUUUAAGCUCCAGGUCUGUAUCACACAACAUUUGGAACAAGACAGCUAAUCAAACUAUUAAUCCGUGAUUGAAUCGCAAUGCAAAUUGGAGAAUUUGGAAAAUGCUAUACUCAUAGAUAUUGUCGGAUUACAUAAUUAUCGUGGAUCUAACAAUAGGAAAAUAGACCAUGGAUAAGAAAGAAACAGACAGUAAUUAUAGUAGUUCAGAUUCCGACAGUGAUGUGGAAGAAACCGUGGAUGUUAAUUCAGAACUAGAAACCAGUACGCAAGCUUUAACUUUAGUAGAUGAUGAGGCUCCCCUAUUAAUACAACCAUUGGAAGAUGAGGGGGAAGGUGAAGGGGAUCAGGGGGGUACAUAUGGGGAUUAUAAACGUCAGUAUGAAUACGAGGGAGAAGGGGAAGAAGAAACAAUCGAUAGAAUAGAUUCAAGUCAAACAACAGACACAGUGUUAAGUAAAGAUGGCGAAAAGAAGAAAAAAAAGAAAAAGAAGAAAAAAUGGCUUCAUAUUUGUUUAACAAACUGUAAAUAUGACGUAGUGCGAAAGAUGAGUCGUAAGUUUGGUUUUAAAGAAGUAUCAGAAGAUGAUUCUGAUUGGACGUUAUACUGGACAGAUUAUUCUGUAGCAUUAGAACGAGUUAUGGACAUGAAAAAAUACCAGAAAAUAAAUCAUUUCCCGGGAAUGAAUGAAAUAUGUCGGAAAGAUUUGUUGAGUCGGAAUCUGAAUCGAAUGUUUAAACUAUAUCCAAAAGAAUACAAUGUUUUCCCCAAAACAUGGUGCCUUCCUGCAGAUCAUGGUGAUUUUCUUUCUUACACAAGACAAAAAAAGAAUAAAACAUAUAUUCUGAAACCGGAAUCUGGUUGCCAAGGUAAAGGUAUCUGGGUGACGAAAAAUCCUAAAGAAGUAAAACCUCAUGAACACCAAAUAUGUCAGGUCUACCUCAACAAGCCAUUUCUAAUUGAUGGUUUUAAAUUUGAUCUUCGUUUGUAUGUUGUUGUCACAUCCUGUGAUCCAUUACGAAUAUUUCUGUUUAAAGAUGGUCUUGCACGAUUUGCUACACACAAAUAUUCUGAACCUACUAAUAAUAAUUCUGACAAUGUUUAUAUGCACCUCACUAACUAUGCUAUUAACAAACAUAGUUCAGAUUUUAUCAAAGAUGAUGAUGAAGCUGGUAGUAAAAGACGUAUAACAACAAUCAUGAAAUAUUUACAAGAUAAGGGUUACGAUGUAGAUAAAUUAUGGGAUGAUAUCGAUGAUGUUAUAACCAAAACGAUGAUAUCGGCUCAUUCUGUACUGAAACAUAACUACCGCACGUGUUUCCCCAAUCACGUUAAGGGAAGUGCCUGUUUUGAAAUAUUAGGUUUUGAUAUUCUUUUAGAUAGAAAAUUACGGCCCUUAGUUUUAGAGGUAAAUCAUUCACCUAGUUUUAAUACUGAUGCCCAGAUAGAUAGAGAUAUAAAGGGCACAUUAGUCUGGGAUACGUUAAAUAUCGUUAAUUUUGGUGCAUGUGAUAAACGUAGGUGUAUUGAAGAAGAAAAGAAGAGAAUAAAGGAUAGAUUGAUGGGCAAAUACACAAAAAAAGAAACAAAAGAAGAACUAGAAGCCGUUCAAGCCCAGUAUUUAAUACAACAAGAGAAAUAUGAAGGCCAUCAUUGUGGUAAUCUCAGGAGGAUCUAUCCCAAUGCUGGAAGUGAGAAAUACGACAAAUUCUUUCAGAGUAGUGGAACCUUAUUUCAGGAAACGGCAGCAUUUAAAGCCAGAUCAGAAAUGGCCAGACAACAGCGAGAAGAAAUCUUGCGUAAGAAAGAGAAACAGGAUGCCAUCAUGAAAGGUAAAAAGAAAGAUGGUUUACGACCAGAAAGUCCAACAGCUAGAAAGAGACGAACCUUAAGAAGAACAACAAUGCCAUCAAGAAAACUAAAUGUUUCUCGCCUUAAUGGAGACAUUUUUGGUAAUGAUAGUAGAGCCGAAUCAUCGGAAGAUAUCAUCGAUACGAAACAUCCCAUGGAUAUACUAGAAGAGGAGGAAUUAGAGAGGAUUAGUGGAUUAUUACAGCGAGAUAAUCUGGUGCGUGGAUUAGGUAUCGUGGAGCAUGUCUAUCGAUUGUUGCACUGUACACCAGGUACUAUGGGGGCACUCAAAUCUGACGCUAGAACCUUGUCCGGGCCAAUGAGUGGUGACGAAUCUGCACACAACAGUAAUCAGCUAGAUUCUAAUUCACAUCACAGCCAUUUUAUCACGACUAGUUCCUCUCUACCCUAUAGCACGACUAACAUCAGUCUAACACAAAACAAUUCUAACGUUCCCACAUCCAUUAUUAAUACCGUUCCCGCUAAUACCAUGCCGUUCGGCGCCGCUAUACAAUCUUAUAGUAAAUUAUCUAAUAGUAAUUAUGCUAGCAUCCCUUUUCUUCCAUUCUCUAUACCACUUCCUACCAUUUCUACAUUCUCCGCUUCAAAUCGGCAAAAUGCUCAGUCAUUAAAUCAGUUGUCGUCUAACCCUCAGUAUAAUAAUGGUAGCACCCGAUGGCAUAAAACAGGUAACCUGACCAACCUAAUAGAUCGUUCGACAUUAAGUCUACAGAGAAGUAAAUUCCAGAAGAAACCUGUUGGUAGUGGUAGAAGUGGCCCUGUAACCGUGGUACCGGAACCAGAUUAUCGUAAUUUUUUAGAUACUGAGAUGGAGAAGAGUCAUAUAUUAGUUAAAAGUAGCAAUGAUUGGAGAAAUGAUUUAGUUACACCCACACAGAAAAAUAGAGUAGUCAGUGCUCAUAGUAAACGAGAUUCAGAGUUACCACGAUUUUCUCCACAUCUUGCCUCACAUGGUUUAUCCGUUGUUUCUGCUCCCGCACCAGUUGUACAGAGACCAGAUCUGGCGGUACGACAAGAUCUCUCGUCUCCACACAGCGCUUUAAGUCGUAUUUCGUCACAACAUUCCGUCAAUGAAAGCCCCACCAGAUCCACAAAAUCCCAGCGUAUUCGAGGGGCGUCGAACAAUCUUCGCUUGAGACAAAUGGAAAUGAGAGAAAAUCACGCCUUCGUCUACAGCUGAUUUAUCGUAAAUUAAUAUAAAUGAAGUUUUAAAGAUACAUUAUGUAAGAUUUCGAUAAAAACCUGAUUGUUCUCACUAUAUUAGUUAAAAAAUAGAUAAUAAAAAUGGAAUAUGUUGAAAAUUUCAGUAAAAUUAUUUUAUUCUGAGCGGAGUUAUUGCUGUUUGAAAAACAGUGUAGUCUAGAUUGUCA
This is a messenger RNA of Patella vulgata (common limpet), 3369 nucleotides long. RefSeq names its product tubulin polyglutamylase ttll6. Gene Ontology annotation, biological process: microtubule cytoskeleton organization; protein polyglutamylation. The record is from RefSeq and is a predicted model, not a curated record. The transcript is spliced from 18 exons. Gene Ontology annotation, molecular function: tubulin binding; tubulin-glutamic acid ligase activity. Gene Ontology annotation, cellular component: cilium. The coding region runs from base 297 to 3179 and encodes 960 amino acids. NCBI's taxonomy places the organism in Eukaryota, Metazoa, Mollusca, Gastropoda, Patellidae.